UGCUGGCCCAUUCCAAUCCUUGUCGGAGUGGAAACACGGGGGCCGACAGUCUUCUUUUUUCUCCCUUCCCGUUUACCUCGUUGUGCUUUCUUUUAUUUCACCCGCUUCACUCUCUUUCUCUCUUUUCCUCGGCAGACAACUUUUCCUUUUCUCUCCCCUCCUUACCGCUACGUUUGAAGGUUUUAAAACCCUGUCCAUAUAAGCUCUAGUUAUUUAUUUAUUUAUUUAUUAUUUCUCUUUUUAUCCAGAGGAACAGACAGUUAUGUUUUUUUAGAUGUAUCACAAAUGAGAAGACGCAAAAGAUGGAGCUGCACAUUUUAGAGCACAGUUUGAAAGUAGCAAGUAUAGCGAAAGAGGGCAUCCAGGUCUGCACUCACGGAUUAAUCAAACUAGCUUUUCUGCCCUCUAAAACAAGAUGCAAGUUCUUUAGUUUAACGGAAACUCCAGAGGAUUAUACCAUCAUUGUGGAUGAAGAUGGCUUUAAAGAGCUGCCAGAGUCAGAGUAUCUCAGUGUGGCAGAUGCGACGUGGUUAGCUCUCAAUGUGGUGUCAGGGGGCGGGAGCUCCACCAGUUCUCAGCCAAUUGGAGUCACAAAAAUAGCGAAAUCGGUCAUCGCCCCACUGGCCGACCACAACAUCUCUGUUUUCAUGCUGUCCACCUACCAGACUGAUUUUAUACUGGUUCGAGAGAGAGAUCUACCCAUGGUCAUGCACACACUGUCUUCAGAGUUCACACUCUUGAGGGUUGUCAACGGAGAAACGGUCGCUGCCAACACUACCGGGGUCACCAAUGGUUUUGUCAAGCCUAAACUGGUCCCUCGGCCGAUCAUUCACCCUCUGUCCAGUCCCAGUAAUAUGUUCUGCGUUACAAGCCUGGAUCCCGACACUCUGCCCUCAGUGGCCACGCUGCUUAUGGACGUCAUGUUCUACUCGGGCGGAGCAAAAGAGACUGGAGGGCAGAAUGAGGAUUCUGGACACAUCCCGUUUUUCUCGUUCUCGCUUAUCGAGGGUUACAUAUCUCUGGUUAUGGAUGAGCAGACAACACGGAGGUUUCCAAACAAUGUGCUCUUUACCAGUGCUUCAGGAGAGCUUUGGAAGAUGGUUCGCAUUGGAGGACAGCCUUUAGGGUUUGAUGAAUGUGGCAUUGUGGCUCAGAUAUCUGAACCACUGGCGACCGCUGACAUUCCAGCCUAUUAUAUCAGUACCUUCAAGUUUGAUCAUGCUCUGGUUCCAGAGGAGAAUAUCCAGAGCGUGAUUGGAGCCUUGAGGACCAAUGAGAGCACAGGACAGUGAGACUCCUUGUGACUGGACAGGAGUCCUAUGUCCCUGCAAACAUUUUUGAUUUCUUAACUCUUAAAAGUGCCAAGAGCUUACCUGAGGACUGGUUAUGGGAGAAGGUUUGGAUAAGGGGGGAGGGGGGUCUUUAGUUUUGCAGUCAGUAUUGAGCGAUUGUGUCACUAGCAGCCAUUUCUAUAUCACUUUCUGUCUAAUUCAUGCCUACCUGCAAACAAAACAAAACUUGUCCAACCCCAAUUUCCCAUCCAAAUGCACAGGGACCCUGUAAUGGUGUGAAUCCAGUGUUUUUUUCCUCUGCUCUUUCUCUUAUCCACCCCUCCUCUGCACACAAUUUUACCAUGGCAACAAGGCCUGCUUAAGCCUGGGCCUGGAUUUCAGAUACUGAUUCUUUAGAUGUUGCAAAUAACCAGUAUGUAUUAGUGGCAGGAGGACACAGAAUGUACUCAAUUGUUUAUCAGAAUUUAUUUUUUCCUGCUCCCCCUUCCUGUUUUCCCUUGCGGUGCCAAGACACAGGGCCUAAACUAGACCCCUUGUCUAAAGCGUGAUUUUUCUAGAUUUUAGUGAAAGAACACAGUUCAGUUCAUGGCUGUUCAGAAAGUUUCUCAUUUUUGUAUAGAGGUUUUGUUUGUUUCCCCUCACAUUAAUCCUGUUGUCGCAUUUUAAUGCCAAGCGGCUGGGUAAUGAUUUAGUUGUUGUUGUUUUUUGCAUUCGAAGUACAAUCAAUGGUUUUUCUGUUUGUCUGCUGAGUUGGCAGCGAAAGCGCGUGGAGAUUUUGUCCGGCAUGUGGAUUCAGGUGAAACUCUCUCGGUUCACUUGCACUUGUUCAGGUUAUAUACACGGAAGUACACAAUUAAUUGUGCAGUUUACUGUAUACUGUUUUUAAACAUUCGUUUCGAUGCUUUUAUUUACGGCAUUUCCUUCCCAUUUCAUGUGUGGAGUUUCGCAUGUUCGCGAUUGGACAUAAUGACAGCAAAGGCUGCCGUGCCUCUUUAGUCUUCGCCACUACUUGCUCCUUAGAAUAUUUUGCAAAGCUUCAUCCAUAGAGGAAACUGGUGGGGAAUGCUGUCGUUUGUUGAAUGUUCAGUAAAGUCAGGUGUCACAGACACUGGCAUUAGUUUAGGCCUUCAAGCUCCCCUUGUCUGCACUUUAUUUAAGGUCUAUCUUGAAGAUCUUACUGUUCUGAUGUGAAAUAGCGGGGAUGGGUAUUUUUCUCUUUGAGUCUCUUUUAGAAGGGGUCACUUGUUGCUCUUCACACAUGAAUUGGGUGUCUCUUUUCCACAAGCUUUUCUUCUAUCAGCUCUGAAGCAGAAAUUUGCAGAAACCAUGUAUUUAUCAGUGUUAAAAAAAGGGGUGACUUGUUUUUAUCUCUGACAAUUAAAGACGUGAAAACAGUA
Messenger RNA from Myxocyprinus asiaticus (Chinese sucker), 2689 nucleotides. Its product is annotated as cytosolic arginine sensor for mTORC1 subunit 2-like. Gene Ontology annotation, biological process: cellular response to L-arginine; negative regulation of TORC1 signaling. Bases 303 to 1292 code for a protein of 329 amino acids. The transcript is spliced from 9 exons. NCBI's taxonomy places the organism in Eukaryota, Metazoa, Chordata, Actinopteri, Cypriniformes, Catostomidae. The record is from RefSeq and is a predicted model, not a curated record. Gene Ontology annotation, cellular component: cytosol.